AUCACCGAGACAACUGUUAAUUCCACUAAAAUCGAACUACCCAUGACUAGAUGUACCUAAAGCCGUACCAUAUGACCUGCAGUUAGCAAACUGGGAUUGGACCCGCAGCAAUCAUCAUGCUCUCUGAGUCACCCCCGUGAUGCAAGGAGUUCGGCCUGUCGGUCGGUCGGUCGGUCGGUCGGUCGGUCAACUCUCAGCCAGGCAAGGUGAGCCGGGGGUCCAGCUCAGAUUUCCCCUUCAGAUCAGUUCUGGUGCUAUAAUAAUCAACAAUAACAAUACUCCAGAUCAAAACAAGGAACCUACCGUUCCGAAUCUUCCCAGGCUGUGCGUCGCAAGAGGUAGCCUUGUGAAUUGGGGUCGUAUUUACGGGAAUCUCUUCUCAGGCCGAGCAUUAAAGGUAUCUGCACAGACAGAAGAUGCUGUGCAGUGUUUGCUGUCUUCCGUGGCUAUACUACAACGCACAGCAGUACACCCACGCAGACAUGGCGGUCGCAGAGAAGCCACCGUCGCAAGACUGUUUCCGCACUUCUUGCACUGCAAAAUUUGCUCGGUCGCGGGUCCAGAGGAAACCUCUCCCAGGGCGCGACGAACAGCCUGGAGCAGAUCAUUUAAUGGUAGAAGCUUUUUCUUUUCUUUUCUGGCCGCAUACAAUCGAAGAAGUCGUUACGUGUAAAGAGAGUUGUAUAAGACGCAAUAGACGCAAAAUAGGCGAACAGCUGACUGAAGACUGAAGACUGACUGAAGACUGACUGACUGACUAGUAGCGAGAUAACGACCAAGUUUCCGGAAGGGCUGAGGAGUGAAAUGUAGCAGUGCUGAUCCAUCUGACAAUCCGAGGAAUUACAACGUUAUUGUGUGUAA
Molecule: messenger RNA, 861 nt
Organism: Aspergillus fijiensis CBS 313.89
Lineage: Eukaryota; Fungi; Ascomycota; Eurotiomycetes; Eurotiales; Aspergillaceae
Exons: 1
Coding region: 140-673 (177 amino acids)
Source: RefSeq, a predicted model, not a curated record